Messenger RNA from Symbiodinium sp. CCMP2592, 3222 nucleotides. NCBI's taxonomy places the organism in Eukaryota, Dinophyceae, Suessiales, Symbiodiniaceae. The record is from the annotation of a GenBank genome assembly.
AUGGUGAAUAUGCAGAUGUUCCUGAGCUCUCCCGACUUGGCCACGCCGCAUGGCGGGCCUCCCUUCCAAGGCUGGCGAAAAGGAUUUGGCUUCGGGCACAGCCGAGGUCCAGGUGGGUAUAUGCAUGAACCCUCCAUGGUUCUCAAGUUGAAGUGCAGUCCGAAGUACGACCGCACUCUUGCAAGCAGUGCUUUCUGGAGAAAGAAGUGGGAGCUGGGCCAGGCCAAUAGUUUCGGCAUCGGAGACCGUCCGAGCUACAGUAGACCGGAGGAUGCGGACGUGGGUCCAAACACCUAUGGCGACUUUUCCAAGCAGGUUGACAAGGUGAAGCGAAAUGCCAUCCGACCUGGCAUCAAGCUCAAGGAGAGGUUUCCGACCUUCGAGGAGAAGAAGCGCGACUCCCGGUCCGGCGUCAGCGGGCCAGGGCCUGCCAAGUACAACACCAGCCUGCCCGCAGGCAAGUCCUCCUGGGUCUACCCCGCGAGGAAUCCAACAUGGUCACUGGGCGCACGGACCAUCCUGGCUCAGGACAAGGAGACCUUGGGCAAGCCUGGUCCCGAUGCAUACAGUUGCAUAACGCGGCCAGGAACAAACUCGCCUGUUCUGCGUGGCACUUUGUAUGACAUAACUCUAAAGACCAGGACGAAGGUUCACCAGCUGGGCGAAGCAAGCCCCGGGCCAGCACGCUACAACGUGCAGGGCGAGCUGGCAAAGUAUGGUCUCGACCAGAAAAUUGCCAACGUCAAGGUCCCGCGGAAAGCACCACCAUCUCCUGGGAUGAGUAUCAUUCUGGAAGAUGAGGAUCUCGGUGCGGGGCUUGGCAUCUUUACAACAAAGCGGGAUGGCAGAAAGCCUUUGUAUGUCCUGCGGGCGACGAAGGGUGGGCCACAGCCUCGACAUGUCUGGAUUUGCCUGACUGCAUUGCGCGCCAUGGGAGCUUGCGUGGCGAGUGUGCUGCCCUGCAAGAGCAGCUCUUUGAUGGGAGAGGUUGAAACGGUACAAUCAGAGAAGAUGGCAGGUCGCGUUCCUGGCGUCACGGUAUCUUUGGAGGCUGUGAAAAUGGACAUCGCGGAGGAAGCUGGCAGUCCCAGUCCUCUCCUAGAGGCAGUGAUGGCCGGUCGUACUUUGGAUAUGGAGCGGGCCCAGGCAAUUGCCAGAGACAUUGCGAAGCCGGACUACACCAUUGGCAAGUAUUUUCAGGACCUGAUGGCCACUUUUCCAGAGCUGCAUUUGUUUGGCCUUGAGGGGAUGUCUGUUGACACGCUGGAGUUCAAACGAGAUGUCCUUUAUGGCGGACGCGUGGCCGGAGAUGAGUUCCAAAGAACCAUUGGGGCAUUCUUCGCCAUUUACUGGCUAUUGCGUUCGAGCAUUGAUGGCAAGCACGGGUUUUGUCAUGGGGUCGAUGACUCCUGGAGGCCAAUGCCUUCACGUGAAGGUGAGAGCGACAAGUGUCGUGUGUUCUACGGCGAUGAGACGAUAUGGAAGUACUUCCAGGACCUGAUGCUCGACGCAGGCGUUCUUGUCCAAAAGGGCUCGAAGCUGGAAGUGGACUCUGAAACCACCCUGGCUCUCCUGGUGCUGACCGCCUUGCACGACGUGAUGAAGGUCAGCUUGUUGCUGCCGGUGGUUCAAAAGGCUGACGCUCCAUACAGAGGCUAUGGCGAGUCGGAGGUCAUUGCAGACCACGAUCUGGCAAUUUUUUAUCUCAUCGAGCGCUAUCCGCAGCUGCUGCCAUCACUGAGCAGUUUGAAGCCAGACCUGCAGUCCUCCGUCCAAAUGGUGCUCAGCGGCCUCGCCUUCAACAACGGCUGGUUUGUGCAAGCAGAGGCUCCACCAGGAGCCGUGUUGCGCGGAAUCAAGGCUGCCAUCACCUCGCAGAACAAGUCUGAUCGGCAAGUCAGCAAGCGAGACUUGAGCUUGUACUUUGUACACUGGCUGACGGAUCUGGCCGGCGCUGAGCCUUCGCCACUGUUUGGAUGCCUAAAGCUUACCAGCCAGCUUCCUCUUCCUGUGCUGAAGAGCUUCAUGGAGUCGGUGAAGUACAUUCAGCAACUGGCAGAGCGCACCGAGACGGAGGUUAUGGAAAGCUAUCUGAAGGAUCGCUGGAAGAAUGCUCAGCCACCGGUGGGUCCGCUGCCGAGCGGGCCAGAGGCUCUUGUCAAGACGCGCUUGCUUUGCAUGGCCCAAGGCAUGGCAACGCAAGUGUUGGAAGCCUUCGACAAGUUGAGCGACGCAGACAAAGAGGUCCUCAGCGUGGAAAUGUCCCGGACUGGUACGGAGAACCAGAGCUUUUCAGAGGGAUUUGUGCCAUCCAGUGUGAGGGCGCGUUUGGCGGGACCAGCAUUCCUGGUUUACUAUGGCCCAGCAUUCUUGCAGAGGAUGCACAACGACAGUCCGCUGAGACGUCUCGAGAUUUUGGCUGAAAUCUAUCGCCGCGCUCGGAAACUUUGGCCUGCUACCAAUGAUCAAGCGGGAAGUUUCGUUACGCUGCGGAUCGAUGCCAUCACUAUCCAGGGGAAGUGGAGCUCUUCGGAUCCCGAGCUUUUGUUGCUGAGGAUGUGCAGCAACAAGCAGGCAGUCAUUGAAAGGAAGCCUGAGGCAGACCCAAAGACGACCAACGUCAAAGAGGAGAAUACCGAAAUCUUGUUUGCACCGGAGAUGCAAAACGGACCCGCUGGCGUGGACAUUUGCUCCCAAGAGGAGAUGAUUCGGCGGGUGAGCAACGAGAUCUUGAACUCCGGGCGUUGGUACCGCAAAGUCGCUUUUGCUUUCCUGCGCCGUGCUCAACCAGGAGAGAUCAUUACCACCGUCGUGGAUGGCAAAGAGGAAACUGUAAAUACUGCAGUCGAUGGCGACUACGUUGUGCAAGCCAACACUCGGUGGAAGGAAAACUAUAUCCUUUCCUAUGCGACUACAUCGGCAGCUUAUGAUUUGGCGACUCCCUUGGAAAUCCCUCAUGGCCGGGAGGAUGCCCAGCAGCUGCGCAAGGACGGAUACCGAUGCUACAGGUCUCGCACUCGCAUUCGCGCAUUGCGCGCCACGGAUGAGUUUCUCCAGAGGCACUGUCCUUCAAAGAAGUUUAUGGCCAAAUGGGGCUCCCCGUGCUCGGUGGAAGUCGAUGACAUCAUAGCCGCACAAGUCAGCGCAAACUCCGAAGUGACGGAGAUCUACAGGAUCGAGAAGACCGUUUUCCGAGAAACUUUCAUCCCGGAGCAGAAGUGA